Molecule: messenger RNA, 1773 nt
Organism: Schizophyllum commune H4-8
Lineage: Eukaryota; Fungi; Basidiomycota; Agaricomycetes; Agaricales; Schizophyllaceae
Exons: 10
Coding region: 69-1478 (469 amino acids)
Biological process (GO): amino acid transmembrane transport
Cellular component (GO): vacuolar membrane
Molecular function (GO): amino acid transmembrane transporter activity
Source: RefSeq, a predicted model, not a curated record
CGCGCAUAUAUGGGGUGGGGCAGCUCCCGGAGGUCUUCCCCCCUUCCGCCCAGUCGACGACGAUCACGAUGAAGUACGACGAGGAAAGACCGAAGGACGCGCAGAGCUUCAAGGGCGUGGACGAGUACUCGGAGGGGACGGAGAGCUUGGGGGACGUCGGCGAGCAGAUCGCGCAGGAGCAGGAGCACCACAUCAAGUACAGGACGUGUUCAUGGCAGAAGACGGCAGCCUUGUUGUUCUCAGAGUACAUCUGUCUUGCCAUCCUCUCCUUCCCGUGGUCGUACUCGAUCCUCGGUAUUGUACCGGGCAUCCUCGUCACCCUCGGUGUCGCGGCCACCGCGCUCUACACCUCCCUCAACCUCUGGAAGUACUGCCUCGUGCAUCCCGAGGUCCGCGACAUUGUCGACAUCGGCCAGCGCUUGUUCGGCGGCUCCCAGCUCGCGUACAACAUCUGGUCCUUGUUCUUCCUCCUCAACAACACGUUCAUUCAGGCUCUCCACGUCCUCGUCGGCGCGAAGCUGCUAAACACGCUGUCCAACUCGGCGGCGUGCACGGUCGCCUUCGCGGUCGUGAGCGCAGUGAUAUGCUUCUUCAUCUCGCUGCCGCGCACGCUGAGCCAGUUGUCGGGGAUGGCGGUAUUCUCGGCGAUUACCAUGGGCAUCGCCGUCCUCCUCGCGAUCAUCUUCGCUGGGAUCGAGGACAAGCCGUUCGGCUAUACGCCAGAGCUCGGCGAGCCGAAGGCCACCCUGUUCCCGGUCAAGGGGACGACGUUCGUGCAGGGGAUGUCUGCCUUCCUGAACAUCACCUACACGUUCGUUGGGCAGGCGACUAUCCCGUCGUUCAUCGCCGAGAUGAAGAACCCCAAGGAUUUCUGGAAGGCAAUCUGGGCGGUCACGAUCGCUGAGAUGAUCGUCUUCUCCUUGUGUGGUUCGCUGGUGUAUCAUUGGGUCGGCAACCAGUACAUCACCUCCCCCGUUGUCGGCUCCUUGACGGACACGUACAAGAAGGUCGCCUUCUCGUUCGCCAUUCCGACGAUCUACUUCUUGGGCGCGUUGUACUCGUCCGUCUCCUCCCGCUUCAUUUUCUUCCGCGUCUUCCGCAACUCGGAGCACCGGCACUCAAACACGCUCGUCGGCUGGGGCACUUGGGUCGCCAUCGUCGCCGUCUCGUGGAUCAUCGCGUUCCUCAUUGCGGAGGUCAUCCCGUUCUUCUCAGAUAUGCUCAGCUUGAUGUGCAGUCUCUUCGACGGGUGGUUUGGCUUCAUCUUCUGGGCUCUCGCGUACUUCACCCUCCACCCCGGCGCGAAGAAGUGGGACGGCCCGCUAAAGAGCAUCGAGUCGAUCAUCAACGUCGGCCUCAUUUUGAUAGGCGUGUACAUCAUCGGGGCGGGCACAUAUACAUCCGUCCAGUCGAUCAUCGACUCAUACCACGCCUCGUUAUACGGCUCUGUAUUCACUUGUGCGAGCAAUGCGGCAUAGCCAGCUCGCCGACGCGGUCUCCCCAAGCCCCUCGCUGUCCAGGCCUCUUCUGAUCGAGACGCCCAUGCAAGCCAUAUCAGCAUUGACGAGGCCAUGAAUCGCUGACUCCGCGAGAAUAACGCAGUGUAUGUAGCCCAUGACACGGUCAUCUGGACCCACCGCGACGCAGCGCAAAAGCUCAGUAUUUAUCUGACCAUAUUUAUAUACAGUAGUGGAUGGGGGAGGUGGCCUCCCAUGGCUAGGGGAGGCUUGUAAUGCAAUGUUCAGCCGCCUGUGCAACGAGGCAUAGCACGGA